Molecule: messenger RNA, 1685 nt
Organism: Dendrobium catenatum
Lineage: Eukaryota; Viridiplantae; Streptophyta; Magnoliopsida; Asparagales; Orchidaceae
Molecular function (GO): nucleic acid binding
Source: RefSeq, a predicted model, not a curated record
GUGGAGGAGUUGGCUUUUCUUAUUAAAGAUAACUUGCAUUGCAAGCAUCUUGUUCUCUCUACAGAGGAGGCCUUAAUUAGUUUUCUUCAAAAUGAUUCUAGACCAAAAGUAGUUUUGGAGCUGCAACCCAUGAAUCCUUACCAGCGUCUUCUUCUACAUCGCCUUGCUGAUAUCUAUGGCUUUUCUCAUGUGUCUGUUGGUGAGGGCGAGGAACGCCAUUUACUGCUAGAACGAUGCCCAGAGACCGCAAUACCAUCCAUUCUUGUCAGUGAUAUUUUAUGGGAGUUUGAUGAAUACCAAUCUCCGACAGCAGCAAAUCUCAUCCUAAGGAGAAAAGAUUCACCAGAGAUAAAGGAGAGCAAAACUAUUCCAUCUGCAAAGCCACUGGAGGUAAGAGAAGCUGCUUAUGCAGCUGCUCGUGAGCGAAUCUUCUCCUUAAAUGAAGCUAAUGAGAAGGAAGUUGUUCCACCAAAAACUCGGAAAGUUCCUGUGGUUGCUCAGCGGAUGAUUGCACAUGCACUUGGUCAAAAGGCGUCCUAUCUGCACAAAUGUGAAGGAAAUGAUAAAUAUGAGGUUUCAAAUGUUUGUAGUUCAAAAGAUGCAAAAGAAACCAGUGAGCAUUUUGAAAUACGCAAGCCAGUUCCCUAUCAAAAGAAAGGUGGUAAGUUUCCAGCUAAGAACAGCGGCUAUGACUGUUCUUCAGAACCUAAUGGAAACAUGCGUGAUGGACUAGCUGCACAUAGAAAGGUAGCAAGCACGGAGUUCUUGGAAAGGGAACGGAUUGGGGCUGCUAAGAGAAUUUUUGCUCAAGCAUUGGGUACAGCUUCAAGUAACAUUCGUCAUGAUAUUAAUGUGAGAACGAAUGAAAGAAAACAAGCUCCCGACCAUCAAUAAGCUUUCAACUUCUCUGAGAAACGACCUUUAUUGUUGUUUCUGCUUUGGCUGCUAUGAAACUCCAAAUGGUAUCCAGUCAAUCAUCUUGUGAAUUCAGGAAUUUCUUGUUGACCUCGUACCCAUAUAGAAAGUUCCUCUCUUCGUGUGCCUACCGCUGCUAAUCCUUCUUCGGGAGCAGGCAGAUCUUUUAUGCAAGUUUUAAAUUUCAAGUUUCUUGAUCUUCAAUGAAAGCUUAUUUGUAGAAAGUAAGAAAGAAGCUAGAGCUGAGUUUGGAACUCUACUCGUCUUUUAAUACCAUCAGUUCAUCACUUAUACCUGGUAGGCCUUGGUUCAGUCUGAGAUAGAAAGAAUGGGUUGAAAAUGGAAGCUUGAGAUGAUAAUGUCCUGGAAAUAUUCCUUCAGCUGGUUCGAAGAGCAUGUUUUUCAAUUGCUCAAGUUUAGAAUACUCCUGGUGCUUGGUCACGUUUUGAAUACCAGCUGCUUUGCUCGAGGUUUUGCAGGAAUUGGUGAACAUGAUUUAGCAAGAUUCCAACCAGGCGACUGUGGCAUGUUGUUGUGGUCGUCACUGACAAAAAGUUGCUGUCAUUCGAACUUGUAUCAAAUUUUAGUGGAUCACGAGUGACUAGUAGAUAUUUCUGUAGCCUAUUUCUUGUGGUCGUUGAUCGACUUUUUUUAUGUUUUGAAAUGAUUUAGCUUCGUUAGCAUAUCCUUUUUUUUAUUUUUUCUAAAAACGUAGCUCGAAAUCAUUUAGAUUUGUGUGGAGAGCCAGCAAUAAAAUAGUGUUGCACAUG